UUACAUUUGUGUUCUUGGUUCGAUCUGUACGUUGUCGGCAACUUGAACUUUCGUGUUAAUUUCGCAAUUGUUCAGAUUCUUUUAUUAAAAUGUCAAGAACAAAUAAGCUUUUAAUUAAUAAUGUGGAAACAUGCGUGGACGAAAUGCUUCAAGGAGUUGUUGACGGAAAUUUAGGACAAGCUCUUCUUGAAGGUCAUCGUGUCAUAGUUCGCAAUGAUAUUGAAAAAGUAAAAGAAACGGAGCAAGUAACAAUAAUAUGUGGAGGUGGUUCAGGACACGAACCUUUUGCGGCAGGAUUUGUUGGGAAAGGAAUGUUGUCUGCUGCAGUUGCUGGUUCCGUCUUUGCAUCUCCUCCUCCAAAUGAUAUUCUUGCUGCAAUUAAAGCAGUUAAAAGUAAAGCGGGAACUCUUGUAAUAGUAGCAAACUACACCGGUGAUAGAUUGAAUUUCGGAAUUGCAGUUGAACGGGCCGAAGCUUUAGGAAUCAAAGUUGCUGUUGUCGUGGUCGGUGAGGAUUGUGCAUUACAAAGUACUGAUAAAACUGCUGGAAGAAGAGGCCUGGUUGGAAUCGUCAAUGUCAUGAAGAUAGCAGGAGCAUUAUCAGAACAAGGAAAAUCUUUAGAAGAAAUCGUGAAAAUAACAACCAAAGCUAGUAUGAAUAUGGGUACAAUUGGUGUUAGCCUGUCAGCAUGUUCAGUACCAGGUACUGGUCCUUCGUUUGAUCUUCCUGAUACUGAGAUGGAAGUUGGAUUAGGUGCUCAUGGUGAAGCCGGUGUAAAGAGGAUGAAACUCCUACCUGCUGAUCAAACUAUAGAAGUUCUUAUCAAUCAUAUGACUGAUGUUAACAGUCCAUCACAUCUCCCUUUAUCACAAGGUGACAAAGUUUCAAUGACCAUGAAUAACCUUGGUGGUCUGUCUGAACUAGAAAUGCAUGUUUUAUCAAGAAAAGCAAUUGAAUAUGUUGAAUCUAAAGGAGCAAAAGUAAUUCGAUUUUAUUUUGGACAUUUUAUGACUUCACUUGAUAUGGCAGGAUUCAACUUGAAUAUAACAAAGUUAGAUGAUUUGUUGAUAUCCUGUUUUGAUCAUGAAACUAAUGCACCAGCUUGGCCAAACCUGAGAACAUUGGAUUUUGAGAGAAAGUCAAAAGCAAAGAUGAGAUUGAAUGAAAUUACUAAACAUUCUUCUGUUGACAAAUCAAAACCUAAACAAAUUAUUGCAGAAGAUGAUAAAGUUUGUGAAGCAGUUUUGAGUGCCCUAGAAAGAGCAUGUCAUGCACUCAUGAAAAAUGAACAGUAUUUAAACGAACUUGACACGUCUGCUGGUGAUGGAGAUUGUGGAACGACGUUUAAACGAGGAGCAACUAUGAUUUUGUCCAAAAUAAGUUCCAUGAAGCAACGAUCUGUCAGUGAUAUUAUUCAUUUUAUUGCAAGUUGUGCUGAAGAUUCUAUGGGAGGAGCAUCAGGAGGAAUUUACUGUUUGUUCUUUACUGCGGCAUCAAGACAUUUGAAAGAGGUUUCAACAUUAAAAUCAUGGUGUUCAGCACUUCAUGCAGGAAUUAAUGCUGUUUCAAAGUAUGGUGGAGCUGAACCAGGAGAUAGAACAAUGCUUGAUGCACUGGUUGCAAUAGAAAAAUCAUUACUCAACAACAUAGAAUCCAAAGAUGUGAAUACUGUUCUUACAUGUGCUGCAAAGAGUGCGACAGAGGCCGCUCAUGCCACAGUAAACAUGAAAGCAAGAGCAGGAAGAGCGAGUUAUGUUGCAUCCGAACAACUGACGAAACCUGAUGCUGGAGCCAUUGGUGUUUCAAUAUGGAUGAAUGCAAUUGCGAAUACUUUAUAGUAUAAAUUGAAAAAAUGAUCAUUAUUAUUGAUGGAAAGGCAGUUGACGACUCUGAUAAAUGAAUCAAUUCAAGGUUUUGAAAUUUAUGAUCUUGUCUGUAAUUUGGACAUAAGGUGUUGAUUAUUUUUGUAUACAGCAGUGGCCAUAAUUGAACGAUAUCUUCAAUGAAAGCCUUGUUUUUUUCUUUCUGAUAGAUGAUGAUAUUGGUCUUCCUAUAAUUUGAAUGUCUCAAUCAUAAUCUGUCUAAAUUGGCGAGUCCCUAAUUUGAAUAGCCUAAUUCGGUCUACUAUUCUCUAUCAAGGACAAUUUUAGGUUUCAGACACCACCAAUUUUAGGCAUCACCAAGAGGGGUUUUGGGUGUUUAUUGUAAAAUAAUUUAUGUGGUUCUAGGGUCCAAGAUGAUCUCUCUUCAAUGAAAUUAAGUUCUAAUUUUGUGUUAACAAAAAUUAUGUCCUAUACCUCAAUCCACUGUAUGCCAGAAUAGGUAGAUUGAUGAUUAUUGAAAGUAUAAUUAUUUUAAUUUGAUAAAUUAUUAAUUUUCUAAAUAAUGUUCUGCAAUAAAUGAGUUCCACAUGGA
Messenger RNA from Styela clava, 2415 nucleotides. Lineage: Eukaryota; Metazoa; Chordata; Ascidiacea; Stolidobranchia; Styelidae. The record is from RefSeq and is a predicted model, not a curated record.